Messenger RNA from Salvia hispanica, 2529 nucleotides. The record is from RefSeq and is a predicted model, not a curated record. NCBI's taxonomy places the organism in Eukaryota, Viridiplantae, Streptophyta, Magnoliopsida, Lamiales, Lamiaceae.
UGACAUAUAUGUGCCUUGAAAUCAUCAACUUCCCAGAGUGGGCAGAAUAGCACUCCAAAGAAAAUGGAGUUUCUAAAUGCAGGAAUAUAUCUUCUCAUCUCACUGUUGUUUCUUCUAGUUCAUCAUGUUUCAUCACAAAGAUCCACUUACAUUAUCCACAUGGACAAAUCCUCCAUGCCCAAGGCAUUUUCCAGUCACAAUUUUUGGUAUUCUUCCCUUCUUACAUCAUCAUCAAGACCAGUCUCUCAAACUUCGGAGGCCAAGCUUAUCUACACCUAUGACCACGCCUUCAACGGGUUCAGCGCUGUGCUGUCGGAAGACGAACUCGAAGCCUUGAAGAACUCAGCUGGCUUCAUCUCCGCCUACAAGGAUGGUGUCGUGAUGCCGGACACGACACACUCCACCAAGUUCCUUGGCCUCACCAGUGCUUCCGGCCUCUGGCCGGCUUCCAACUACGGCAAAGACGUUAUAAUCGGCAUUGUCGACUCCGGCAUCUGGCCGGAGAGUCCCAGCUUCAGAGACGACGGCAUGACUACGAUCCCCGCAAGGUGGAAGGGGGCUUGCAACGGCGGUGAGGGUUUCAAUUCAUCGCUAUGCAACAAGAAAAUCAUCGGAGCCAGAUACUUCAACCAAGGAAUUCGAGCAGAGAAUCCGGAUGUGGAGUUUAAAGAUUCAGCAAGGGACGACACUGGGCAUGGCACCCACGUGGCGUCAAUCGCUGCUGGAAACAUUGUGGAGGGAGUUUCCUUCUUCGGCUACGCGCCCGGGACAGCGAGGGGGGUCGCUCCCCGAGCUAGACUGGCGGUCUACAAGGUCCUCUUCCCCGCAGCCACUGAAUCCGAUUUGCUGGCGGGAAUGGACCAGGCCGUUGCUGACGGAGUCGAUAUAAUCUCCGUUUCAAUAAGUAGCAGUGCUAAUAAUCUGUACGAGAGUCCUUUCGCCAUAGCCGGCUUUGGUGCGAGGGAGAAGGGAAUCAUGCUUGUUACGUCCGCAGGGAACCGCGGGACUCGUGGAGUUAGAAGUAUAUUUAAAGGAGUCCCGUGGGCCGUGGUUGUCGCUUCGGGAACCGUUGAUCGUUGGUUUGCCGGUACUUUAACUCUUGGCAACGGGAAAACGAUCACCGGAUGGACCACAUUUCCUGCUACCGCGAUACUCCGGAACCUGCCUGUCGUGUACAACCAGAGCUUAACCGGCUGCACCGCAGCUGAGCUGGCGGAAGCGCCGGAAAACACCAUCAUCGUCUGCAACACCACCAUCGGAAACACGGAUUUCGACACCGUGAUGGGAGGCUUAUCCAGUUCCAACGUCAAAGCAGCUAUAGUCAUAGCCGAGGAAACGUCUAUUUUCCAAUUCAGCACGUUUCCUUACCCCGGAGUCGUGAUCACGGCGGAGCAGGGACAGCAAGUCGCUGAUUACGCGCUGACAAGCACCUCCCCCACCGCGAGCAUCGAUUUCCAGCAAACAGUUCUCGGGAGGGGGCCGAGAGCCGCACCGGCUCUCUCUGACACCUCGUCCAGAGGUCCGGGGCGAUCCUACGAGGGCAUCCUGAAGCCCGAUCUGAUGGCGCCAGGCGUGUUGAUCCUGGCAGCCUUCCAGCCCCACUUCCCGGCUGCCAGGAUCGGCAGAAACAUCGACCUCUCCGCUGGCUACAAUCUCAUGUCGGGCACGUCGAUGGCGUGCCCACACAUCUCCGGGGUGUUGGCGCUUCUGAAAGCCGCACACCCCGAUUGGAGCCUGGCAGCGAUACAGUCUGCGAUGAUGACCACCGCCAAUCCUCUGGACAACACGAACCGGCCAAUCAGGGCGCAGGACGGCUCGGUCGCCUCCCCUCUGGGCAUCGGGUCGGGUCACGUUGACCCGAACCGAGCGUUGGAUCCGGGCCUUGUUUACGAUGCUUCCGUGCAAGACCUGGUGAAUCUGGUAUGUUCCAUGAACUUUACUCGCAACCAGACUCUGACGAUCAUAAGGUCGAGCUACAACUGCUCAAAUCCGUCGUCCGACCUCAAUUAUCCGUCGUUCGUGGCUCUAAUUCGAGAGGCAGAGAUCGGGAGGACAUUGACUCGGAGGUUCCGGAGAAGUGUGACGAAUGUAGGGGAUGGUGCUGCCACGUAUAAGGUUACGGUGGAAGUGCCGGCGAACACGACAGCCGUAGUUCAGCCUCAAACGUUGGUGUUUGGGAAGAAAUACGAGACGAAGAGCUAUUCUCUCACGAUUCGGUACAAGGCUGAUAUAGAGAUUCAGCAUAGAGAAGGCGCAGUCAUUUGGACUGAUCAAACCGGCAAGUAUAGAGUGAGAAGCCCCAUUAUGGUGUCCGCUGCCGCCGACAAUUUCGAGUAAUUUUGAUUGACAAUGGUUACAAGGCCGAUAAUGUUAUCUGAUGUUCAAUAAUGAUGCGGUUAUUUGUUAUUGUUUAGUUUCAUGUCUUAUUGUAUCUUCCUAGAAUGGGAAUCUUUUUAUGUAAUCUUUGUUUGCAUGGGAAAUUGCAUAAAAUCAUUCAAUAAACAUAUGUUUUCUCCUUGGGAGGUUGAA